Somion occarium is the source of this 3545-nucleotide messenger RNA. The record is from the annotation of a GenBank genome assembly. NCBI's taxonomy places the organism in Eukaryota, Fungi, Basidiomycota, Agaricomycetes, Polyporales, Cerrenaceae.
AAGAAACAACUUGUUUCUACUGUCCCAACUGCAUGGUUUUGCUCCCAGCAUUUUUAGGUUCACCCGUGCAAGUUCAGACCUCGACUCCUCAGUCUUCGAUCCCACAGAGAGAUCUGUUCUCGCCGCAACUUGUCCAUGGUUCGUUUGGAUCCCCAAGUACCCCUACGGCAACCAAUUAUGCAACGUCAAGUCUUUCAAGUUAUUUAAUUACUCCUACAUCUCUUCAAACUGUCCCCAUACCUGUGACACCAAGAAAGUCCUCGAAUCAGCAGUUUCGAGACCCAGAAAAUGUUGAUCCAUGCACUCCAACAAAAUCUCCUAUAAAGAAGCGCAGGAGGAGGAGCCCAUCACAGAAGUUAGAUGAUAUUCUGCAUACCAUCAAAACUGCUCACUGGACUCUAGGCCAAUUCUUGUGGUUUCUCUUCCAUGUCCGAGGGGAAAAUAAUGAGAAGAUAUGCCAUUUUAAAGGUCAUGUGAGAGCCGUGUCUUACUUUCUCUCAGGACGGGAUAAGAAUGGCUAUACCCCUACCCUCAUCAUCCAUGACUGGUUUCGUAGUGCAGAUGGUUGUGUUGCGCCUGAUUCUGAAGAGUCAGGACUCAUGUACUCUACUACAAUGCCAUAUACUCAGAUUAAAGGUGUUCGGACUGGUCUUUCAUCCUUUGCAGCACAAAUUGUUCAGCGGAAGCUUGUCCGAGAGGCUGAGAAUGCUGUCAAUCCAAAUAAUGGCCUACACUCUUCUCGGUCAAGCCCAAACUGCCGGAAGAAACUCCAGUGGACAGAUAUUGGUGCUGCUACUCUGCCUCACAUUGAAAAAAUCAUACGAGAGCAUCAGCCAUUGACGGUGUCACUCUUGCUUGCAGUUGCUGACAGAUCUCAUAUGCGAGAGUCUUUAGUCAAAAGAGUACAGACAUACCGUCCACCAAAUAUGGUCAUCACACAUGCUAUCAGUUUUUUCGAUUAUUGUCGGACUAAUCGAGCCAACUUGCUUCCCAUGACUCGGGGUCUAUUGUACUUUGCUCUGUCUGCACCAAUCGACCUCUUCCACUACAACUCACGAGUUGUUACAAUGCCCAGCUAUAACACUACAUACAAGACUCUCGAGGACAUGGCUAGAUAUGAGGCAGAGCUUGUCUGUGCUCAUGGCCGCGACCCGAACACUGCAGGGAGCAUAUGCGCUGACAACGUCCAAAACUACUUGCUGCAGCGUGAUGCUCGGAUUGGACGCGAGAAUACAAUCAAUAUAGGAAUCGCAGCAACAUACAUCGAGGCAGUUGAGAUGGACAUGAAGGCAUUCAGUUUGGAGGAGAAGCGGAGGUGUAUUGCACAGAAUCUACGGAAGGACGUUUCAGUCGAGGCUCUUCGUGACCUCAUUGAUAGACGACACUGGGAAAAUAUUGGCCUCCUUCACUGGCUUCGAGUGCUUACGCACUAUGUACCGGAGGCUUCGAUUCACAAGGAGCAUGUCUCGCUUCUAUUUCGGACACGAUGUAAGAAGCAGACAGUUCCAGUUCAAGCCUCAAAGAUCCAUCCACUCGCAACCAGUGGGAAGAACGAGACAAUCAUCACUGAGCUGAAGGAUGCCCUUGUUGACCUCCUGGCGCAAAUUGGCCAGCAGCGUGAUGAUCACCUGCUCGAUCGUAUCCUGCUCUUAGCUGGAGAUGGUCUUACGUUUGAGAAGAUUCUUCUUCUCAAACAGUUGCUGCAGUUCCAUGAUAAUGACUUCGACACACUAUCAUUCAUUCAGGCAGUACUUGCAAUGUGGCACACGGGGUGGACUGAUCUGAAUCGGCUCAUCGAGUCGCACUGGGGAAAGCUAUCCUCACACGAUCCAUCAACACUUGCUCACAAUGCGGCAAGAAUCAAACGUCCAACUCCUUCGAACCUGAAGAAGGUUGACUACAAUUCCGGUAUUGACCUUGUCUACCUUAUUCUUGAUGCUCGCAUGCUGGAUUGUUGGCGGUUAUACUUCGGUCAACAAGAUAUAUUUGAGUAUUUCAAGAAACUCUCCAAUGAGAAGAAAGUUCCCGCAUUUGAAGAUCUGGAGGUGGCUGCGAGGAAAUUACACCGAGCGUAUUCAAGUGUUCGUGGAGUUGAAUAUGCCACAGCUUCUGUCGAAGGUACUCAGGGUCAUCAGGCUGCAUGGCAUCGAACAGUUCCCCUUGGAUCUCCUUGGACACCACCCACUGCAUUCGACAAAAGUACAUGUUCCAACUCGGACAAUACUCAGCAGAGAACUCGGAGCAAUUCACUGCAACCAAGACCGCUUAAACGAAGGCGAACAGAAGAUGAAGAGACUGAAACAGAUGAUUCGCCGUUCACAGGUGAUCGCUGUCUUAUGCAGUCAAUUGUCUUCAUGAGAGAUGCCCUUGUCUCGCGCGAGUUCACAUAUGCAUUAGCAGAGGGUGACGUUGGUCGAGUGUACGAAGCACUAAAGAUCAUGCUCUUCACGUUUGCGGGAUCAAGCCACUCAAAAUAUACGACAUACCUCCUAGAGUUCAUCAUCGAUCUGGAGUAUGAAUCUACUCCAGAGCUUCGAGCUGCUGUACUCAACAGUCUGGUGGUCAACUUAUCUGGAAAGGGAGGACAUUUCUGUGCUGCGGAUUGGCUUCAGGAACGUAAUAACAGAAUCAUCCAGAUGAUUGCAGAAUGAAAGGGGGUUCAAUACAAUGCAAGAUACCUUCGCAAUGUCGUAUCUCGCAAUGUCCACCACCUUUCACGUCUCCUGGAUGAUAUUCGCAGCGGUGUUGACCUAAAGGAUCACUCUGCUAAGCACUGCAAGCCGCACGAAAAUGCCGAGCUCACAAUCCUCUUGCAAAUCUUUCGUAGUGAGGAGAUCCACUCACGACGCCCUGGUCGGGCAUACGACAAAAUCAUGGAUGCCCGAGAUGUGGAUAACUAUCGCAGUGGCCUUGACAAUCUACGUAAUGGUCGGCUACAGAGGUUCAUCACUGAAACCUUACAUUUUCGACAUUCCGAUACCACAAGCUCCGAUGGAACUGCAUUGCUCGCUGACCUAAGUGAAGCUCUUAUGGAGGAAGACUCGGAGGCUUCCAGUUUGCUGGAUCCUUAUAGCAUGUGUUCUGUUCACUUGGAAGAUGGAACACUCGUCGUUACGAAUGACGCAUUAACAGACAGAGAGAUAACAAUGAUGAUUGGUGAACUAGAAGGUAUGCAAGCACAGGACAAUGACAAUGGUGAUGCCGAAGAUGAAGAUGAAGAGAACGAGGAUAGUGAUGGAUAUAGUGACAGCGCCGAUGAAGAUGCCUUGGAAGAGGUGGAAGUGGACCCACAAUCGAUGGACCUCUCUGACAAUGAAGGAGACGGGGCUUGACUUAUUUGUGUUUCCGCCUUGUUCUUACAGGAAUACGGAUCGUCACCGCACUCACUUGAGCGGCAGGUUGUAGGGGUACGGUCCGUGCAGGUAUGACAAUUGUUCCUGGGCUUCGACCAAGUAUAUUAUUUUUUUUUCGUUGCUUGCGUGCUUCUUCAGUUUUGCGUGCCAGAGUAGCUUUCCGUUUUGUAGCGGCAGCGACCUUCGCAUCUC